Messenger RNA from Asparagus officinalis (garden asparagus), 681 nucleotides. RefSeq names its product mucin-7-like. Bases 1 to 681 code for a protein of 226 amino acids. Lineage: Eukaryota; Viridiplantae; Streptophyta; Magnoliopsida; Asparagales; Asparagaceae. The transcript has 2 exons. The record is from RefSeq and is a predicted model, not a curated record.
AUGUCGCAAGGUUGUGGUUUAAGUCCUAGUCCGACAACAGGACUUAUGACUAAACCAGCUGCUGGCACAAAUCUUCCUGAACCUUCAGCUACCCGGGAUGAUGAGGAGCGAGUUAAUUAUGAAGGCUCCUUGAUUGGUGAUGCAGCUGACGAAGAUAGAGGUGAUGAGGAUGCUAAAAUUGGCAACGUGUCAGGUGACGGUGAAGGUGAUGACGAACAUGAUUCCAUGGAUGAUAUCACUACUUUUGAUGAUGCUCCCAAGGCUCCAUCUAAUAAAGCAUCUAGUUAUACUCCUUUUUAUCUCACCGAUAAGCCGGGUUCACCUCCUCCAGGGACUACUACUGCUCCUCCUUCUUCAGAACAACAGGUCGCGCAGGUGCCAACUCCUUUACAAGAGCAACGCUUACCAGGCUCACCUAUGGCAACUGCUUCAACUGCAGCAUUACCUGGGGCUAUUACCAUGACUUCUCCUCCGGAACAACAGCUCGUGCAGGUGUCAGCUCCUGCGCAAGAGCAGCCUCUGCCUGCCUCAGCCACUGUAGUUUCUUCGCCUACCGCAUUGCUGAAGAUCUCACUUACUCCAGCAGAGGCACGGCCAAGCACAUCUCAGGCAAGGGCAAUGAUGGCUUUGACCUCAAGCCCAUCACAAUUGAAUGUUUCCUGCACCAAUUUCAAUGGCUAG